This is a messenger RNA of Anoplopoma fimbria (sablefish), 830 nucleotides long. It is a transcript of the gene ppiaa, whose product is annotated as peptidylprolyl isomerase Aa (cyclophilin A). Gene Ontology annotation, molecular function: peptidyl-prolyl cis-trans isomerase activity. Gene Ontology annotation, biological process: protein folding; protein peptidyl-prolyl isomerization. Lineage: Eukaryota; Metazoa; Chordata; Actinopteri; Perciformes; Anoplopomatidae. The transcript has 4 exons. The coding region runs from base 43 to 537 and encodes 164 amino acids. The record is from RefSeq and is a predicted model, not a curated record. Gene Ontology annotation, cellular component: intracellular membrane-bounded organelle.
CCGCACAGACGCGUCCUCCUUCCGAUCCUCCGCUGAGCAGACAUGUCCAAACCCAGAGUGUUCUUCGACGUCACGUCCGGCGGGGCGCCGCUGGGCCGCAUCGUGAUGGAGCUCCGUGACGACGUGGUGCCAAAGACCGCUGAAAACUUCCGGGCCCUGUGCACCAACGAGAAGGGCUUCGGCUACAAGAACUCCUGCUUCCACCGCAUCAUCCCCGGGUUCAUGUGCCAGGGUGGCGACUUCACCAACCACAACGGAACCGGUGGAAAGUCCAUCUACGGCAACAAGUUUGCAGAUGAGAACUUCUCCCUGACUCACACCUGCCCCGGCAUCCUGUCCAUGGCCAACGCCGGACCCAACACCAACGGGUCCCAGUUCUUCAUCUGCACAGAGAAAACCGCAUGGCUGGACGGGAAACACGUGGUGUUCGGCAGCGUGGUGGAGGGGAUGGACAUCGUGAGGAAGAUGGAGGCCGUCGGCAGCCAGAGCGGCAAACCUUCCACCAAGGUCGUCAUCGCAGACUGUGGUCAGCUCUGAGCUCCUGCACUUAAACCCUCUGCUCGCCCUGUAGCCACGCCCCCACAGGCCCCGCCCUCCUCCUCCUCUGCCAUUCAACAUUCCUUAUAGAUGGAGAUCCAAACGACCCCCCCCCCCACACACACACACACCUUUUUUUUAAUUCUGUUCAUGUUGAAAUCAUGUUGCUGCAUUUGUGACUUUUCCUUUAAGAAGUUUCUUUUGCAUUGACGUUUUUCACAAUGUCCCAACGGUUUUAUUUGUGAAGUCAAAAAAAAGAAUACGAGAAUAAAACAGAAAAGUUGCCUUGACAA